ACAGCAGCGGCAGACAGAGCAGCGCUUUCUCUGACGCGCUACCGAGUUAAGAGAGCGCGCACUCCUUCUGCUCCUGGCACCGCGCGCAAAAGUCGCGUCUUUGUUUUUACGCACGGCGCGGAGUGGAGAGUUUUCAGAAACUCUCCCGCACCUGUAGUCAGUCCGUUAUAGUGGGAUUUUAUGCGGACUGGUUGUGUAAUUUUGUGUUCAAUUGGAAAGUGCACGUGGCGGGAAACUAUCCACUACUGUCUUUUUUUAAAAAUUUUAUUUAUUAUUAUUAUGUGUGUUUGUUUGUUCUGACAGUGGACUUCAUUCCGUUGUAGCCAUUCUGUUGACGUGCGCGGUGAAGCGAUCUUUGCGCUCUAAACAUAAAGUAUGGAUCCUUUAUUCAACACCACCGAGGUGCCAAACGGGACGGUCGGCUCCAACGGCACCAACGGAACCGUGUACCGGAACCAGUUCGUGCAGCCGGUGUGGAGGAUCGUCCUGUGGGCGAUCGCGUACAGCUGCAUAGUCGUGGUGUCGGUGGUGGGCAAUGUGACCGUGAUCUGGAUCAUCAUGGCGCACAAACGCAUGAGGACCGUCACCAACUAUUUCCUCCUCAACCUGGCGUUCGCCGAAGUCUCCAUGUCCGCCUUCAACACGGUGAUCAACUUCGCCUACGCCGUGCACAACGAGUGGUACUUCGGACUGAUCUACUGCCGCUUCCACAACUUCUUCCCCAUCGCGGCUGUGUUCGCCAGCAUCUACUCGAUGACCGCCAUCGCCCUGGACAGGUACAUGGCCAUCAUCCACCCUCUGCAGCAGCGCAUGUCGUCCACGGAGACCAAGGUGGUGGUUGGUGUGACCUGGGUUCUGGCUCUGCUCCUGGCCUUUCCCCAGUACUACUACUCCAACACGUACCAGCUGCCCGACCGCGUGGUGUGCUACAUCGAGUGGCCCAAUUAUACCACGUUCGACUUCCAAAAGAUGUACCAUGUGUCUGUGGCCAUCCUGAUCUACUUCCUGCCGCUGCUGGUGAUGGGCUGUGCUUACCUCGUGGUGGGCCUGAACCUCUGGGCCAGUGAGAUCCCAGGAGACUCCUCCGACCGCUACAAGGAGCAGCUCACUGCCAAGCGCAAGGUGGUGAAGAUGAUGAUUGUGGUGGUGUGUACAUUUGCCAUCUGCUGGCUGCCCUUCCAUGUCUACUUCCUGCUGCACCAGUUCUUCCCWGAGCUGUUUGAAGAAACAUACAUCCAGCAGUUUUAUCUGGCCAUCAUGUGGCUGGCCAUGAGCUCCACCAUGUACAACCCCAUCAUUUACUGCUGCCUCAACGACAGGUUCCGUGCUGGUUUCAAACAAGCCUUCCGCUGCUGCCCCUGUGUCCCUCCAGGCUCCUAUGAAGGCCUGGAGCUGAAGUCUACUCGGUACCUGCAGACCCAAACCAGCGUUUACAAGGGAAGCCGGAUGGAGACGACCGUUUCCACCGUCCUUCAUGCCGGGGAGGACGCAGAGCAUCCCAAGGUCAAAGCCAGAGGAGGUCUCGGACCGGGAGGGGCUGCCGUUGGCGUGCAGCCACACAGUUCCACCCUGGACCUGACUUCCAACGGCUCGUUAUCAAGGAGCGUCUCCAAAACUGUAUCUGAGAUGUCCAGUUUCUUCUCCAGUAACAACCUGCAGGAAUAGUCCUGCUUUUCUCCAAACAGCAGUCAGAGUUCGUGAGUUUGACUGUUCACAUGGUUGCUUUUGUCGUUUGAAGGAUUCGGGUGAAGUAUAGAAAGAGUGUGUGACUUUACCUGCUUGCGCCUGUCAGUUUCUGAGUGUGUUUUGAAGGAACGUUGUCCUACAGAACUGAGCACUGCCCUCACCCACAGCCCAAAUGAAGAAAAAAAACUAAUUCAUAAGGAUUCAUGUUUAUCGUACACUAGAGCCAAACGGCAGCAAAUCAAGAUAAGCACAUUCCAGCUUGAAGGCCAAGCAGAAGCUGAAGCUGAAGCUGUCAUCUCCUUUCUUCACAGCUUCUGACUGUCAACGCCGCUUCCUCUCAGUGCAGAAAAGAGAGGGUGGGCUCACACAUUCUCAAUCACACAAGCCAUGUGACUUCACACAGUCUAUUUUGGACCGGAGCCACCGUACAGCAUGAGACGAACGUGAUGCAGGCAGGGCCUGGCUUUAACCGAGGAACUUCUCUGAAAGACGAGAAAUUCUUCAUACGUUUAGCUGAGAGACGCCGCUGACAAUGGGAACGCUCUGACAUUUCAACCAUGAGAAACAAAGUAUCAAUUCUGAACUUC
Molecule: messenger RNA, 2273 nt
Organism: Poecilia reticulata (guppy)
Lineage: Eukaryota; Metazoa; Chordata; Actinopteri; Cyprinodontiformes; Poeciliidae
Source: RefSeq, a predicted model, not a curated record